Prorocentrum cordatum is the source of this 695-nucleotide messenger RNA. The record is from the annotation of a GenBank genome assembly. Lineage: Eukaryota; Dinophyceae; Prorocentrales; Prorocentraceae.
GGGAGGGGAGGUCUGAAGAGUGCAUGAGCCUGCGGAUGACAGCGUCGGCCUCUGGAGGCGGGCGGAGGGGCGGUCGCUCGCGGAGCGAGGCGCCUCGGAUGCCGAUGCCCGGCGUGCUCCCGUACGCCCCGCCGCCCCCGCCGCCGCUCACCAGGGAGGCCCUCGCGGCACUGCCUCCGCAGGCCCAGAAGCAGCAGCUCGGCGAGCGGCUCUUCUCCCUCAGCUUCAGGUACCGCCCCGACAUCGCCGGAAAGGUCACGGGGAUGAUGCUCGAGCUCGACAACAACGAGAUCCUCGGCCUCCUCCAAGACGAGGUCAGACUGCGGCGGAAGAUCGACGAGGCCGUGGGUGUGCUCCAGAAGCAGGCCGCGGCCCCGGCGGCCGCGGGCCUGCCGCCGGCCAAGUGACCGCGGCGGCCGCGCGCCGCGGCCGCGCGCCCCGGGCUGGGCGCCCGCCGCCGCCUGGAGCCGGAGAUGUUCUGUUCGGCCCCAGCGGUCCUUCAAGGGUUGCCAGGACCACCAACCAUGUGCCGAGCCAAGCCUUGGCUGCGCAGCUGCGCUCUCUUUGCGCCGCCUCCGAAGUCUUUGUUUUGAAGCCGUCUGAGGCGGGCGCCCACACCAGAUAGUGGAUAGUCGGGUCGUAGUGUAGAUAGGCUUGUGACAGCCGCAACCAGAGAUAUGUCACGUCGCGGGGAA